Marmota monax (woodchuck) is the source of this 2947-nucleotide messenger RNA. RefSeq names its product protein activator of interferon induced protein kinase EIF2AK2 (gene Prkra). Bases 1817 to 2419 code for a protein of 200 amino acids. The record is from RefSeq and is a predicted model, not a curated record. NCBI's taxonomy places the organism in Eukaryota, Metazoa, Chordata, Mammalia, Rodentia, Sciuridae. The transcript is spliced from 6 exons.
CUCAAAAUGAUCAUGGCAGAGGUAAGAUUAAAAAUGUGAACAUGCUCCCCAAAGCAGCAGAGUGAACAGUAUCUGAGCUCUAAAAUUCUAUUUCUUUGUGAAAACCUAUCACCCAUGAAGAUAGUUCUAUCCAAUUAAGCCCAGCAGUUACCAAUUAACUGCAGCCUCUCAUGAAUUAGGCUUUACUUUGUUGUUUUUUAGAUGGCGUGCAGCAGUCGGAAACCAUAAUAUCUCUGGCAACUGUUAAUAUUCUGUAUUAAGACUUUGAUUAUUUCUACACUGAAGAAAACAAGGUGUGAGAUGGAAAUAAAAAUAUUCCUUAGGGAAUUCUCAUUGGAAAGAAGGAGGUAGAGAUUUCCUUUUAUUAUAGACUGUAUACCAAAUACGAGAGAAUGUGAACUGGGAUAUCCUUGCCAUGUUUUUCCAAAUUGAAUUUUUUUUUUUUCUGUUUUAGGUGAAUCUUAAAGCAUCUCAUGUAUAAUAAAAUAUUAUCGUUUGGUUUCUGUUAGGCACACCAUGGAACAUAGUAUGCCUUAAAUUCUUUUUACACAUGAACUCAAAAAUGCUAGAAGUGGAAGCUGGAUGUGGUGGCUCACGCCUAUAAUCCCAGCAACUUGGGUGGUUGAGGCAAGAGGAUUGCAAGUUCAAGGCUAGCCUCUGCAACUUAGAGAGGCCCUAAGAAACUUAGUAAGACCCUGUUUCAAAAUAAAAAGGGCUGGGGAUAUGGCUCAAUGGUUAAGCACCCCUAGAUUUAAACCCUGGUACCAAAAUAUAAAAAAAUAAAGAAGUUACUAUACUAAUUACUAGUAAUCUUUCAUUGAUUUACAUUUCUUUCUGAUUUUAGCCCCUGAUUCUACAUGUGUGUUCUUCCUCUGAAUUAUAAAACUCAGGUUAAAACAGAAACAUCUGGUCUUUGACAUAAAUUGUCUCAAAUUGCAAAAUAUACACAGAUGUUUAGUACAUAAAAAUGAUUUGGACAACAGUAAAUAGUUCUUCUGGGUAAUAACUUUGUCCACUCAAUUUGCUACCCAGUGAUAAUAGUUCUAUAUGUCAGCAAUCUAAAUAGGUUCUUGUGACUUUUUGGUAAAUGGAUAAUAUUCAAUAAUUAUUUAAAGAAUUCUGAAAGUAUAGUUUCAAUUUCUCCCUGGGUUCAGUCCCCAGUACCCAAAAAUAAAGAAGAUGCUUAGAGUUUAGUCUGGUAUAAUCUGCUCAUAACUAACUGCAAAGAUCUGUGGAACUUGAAAUCAGAUUGUUUUUCCUAAAGCCGUAACAAGUCUUUAGGAUUAAGUCUGUAUUUAGGUUCUCAUGCAAUACUCUUCCCUUUUCCUAAGUCAUUCUAAACUUUUUGGUUAAUUUAGAACUAACCAGUGACAUAGCAACCCUCUAGACAAGCACUUAACCCAGACAAGCCUUGGAUCUCACAAGGUGAUACUUGCUUCUCUGGGGUCAUACCUUACAAUUGAUUUAUGCUAGCUUUCAAGACAUGCCAAAUGGCAUAGCAGAUUUUGAGUUCUGCCUCCACUGAUGAUGGCUGUGCUAUUUCUGUGCAGCCCAAAGGUCAACCCAACAUGUUGAGCACAUUGGUAGAAAUGAGUGUACGGAGUGUCCUUUCUGCAUAUAGGAACUUCACUUUGUCAGCAAAAAAGGCUAACAAACUUUACUAUAUAUUUGUGCUUCUUGACAGAUAAAAUGGGAAUUACUAAGCUGUAAUCAGGCCUAAAAUGGCCUGAUUUAAUACAGAGACUUUUUCACUUCUCCAUCACAAUUAUUUGGGUAGCUUCGGCAUGCAGCAUUCUUUGCAGUUCCUGACCCCUUAAUGCCUGACCCUUCCAAACAACCAAAGAACCAGCUUAAUCCUAUUGGUUCAUUACAGGAAUUGGCUAUUCAUCAUGGCUGGAGACUUCCUGAAUAUACUCUUUCCCAGGAAGGAGGACCUGCUCAUAAGAGAGAAUAUACCACAAUUUGCAGGCUAGAGUCAUUUAUGGAAACUGGAAAGGGGGCAUCGAAGAAACAAGCCAAGAGAAAUGCUGCUGAAAAAUUUCUUGCCAAAUUUAGUAAUAUUUCUCCAGAGAACCACAUUUCUCUAACUAAUGUAGUAGGAAAUUCUUUAGGAUGCACUUGGCAUUCCUUGAGGAAUUCUCCUGGUGAAAAGAUCAACUUACUGAAAAGAAGCCUCCUUAGUAUUCCUAAUACAGAUUACAUCCAGCUGCUUAGUGAAAUUGCCAAGGAACAAGGUUUUAACAUAACGUAUUUGGAUAUAGAAGAACUGAGUGCAAAUGGGCAGUAUCAGUGUCUCGCCGAACUGUCAACCAGUCCUAUCACAGUCUGUCAUGGCUCCGGCAUCUCCUGUGGCAAUGCACAGAGUGAUGCCGCCCACAAUGCUUUGCAGUAUUUAAAGAUAAUAGCAGAAAGAAAGUAAACUUAGGGCAUCUUAGAAAGUCCUUCAGUAGCACAUAAAAAGUUUCCGUCACUCCUUCCCCAGUAAAACUUCUACUGUAUUGUUUGAGUUUGUGUGUUGUUUCCACAUCUCUUCGGAUUCCAUCAACACUCCAGAUUUAAUUAUCUCCUGGUAGUUAUUACUAAGCUCUUUUUAAUGGCUUCAACUUUGUAUUGGUAUAUUGUUUUUAUAAACUUUGUACCACGAAGCAGAGCAGGGCCAGGCAAAUGGGAGGAAGAAACUGCAUGUUUGAUAAUGAUGAUGAAGAAGAAGAAAAAGAAAUAAAACUACUGCUAGCAACAGUCUUACUGGUGCUUAAACAACUUCUUUUUUUUUUUUUUUUUUUGCGCAAGGCUUCCUAACGGGAAUUUGAAGGAAGCCCCUUUUAGGUUUAGAUGUUGAGAGAUGGCAUUAACAGACUUUUACUGAAUGUGAUUGUUAAAUUUCAGGGAACAUGAUUGGUCUCCUGUGUAUUUGAAACCAUGUAAUAAAGAGCUGUUGUUAUAAUGA